Molecule: messenger RNA, 1931 nt
Organism: Benincasa hispida (wax gourd)
Lineage: Eukaryota; Viridiplantae; Streptophyta; Magnoliopsida; Cucurbitales; Cucurbitaceae
Source: RefSeq, a predicted model, not a curated record
CCCUCCCAAUUUUUCCCAGAUCUUUUUCAAGCUUGCCGCGAAUCACGUACACACAGCGUCUCUUUGUUUCUCCUUCCCAAAUUUUCACGUCGCGAAUCAGUGCCUCAUCAGAGAGAAAUUGCUAUGGGUGCGAUUUUUUCCAAAAUCGCUGCCGGUGCUCACUUUACCAGUGUCGGUGCGAUUUCCCCCAAACGAAGACCUUCUGUGUUCCUCUACUAACGAACACAAAUCUUCAUCUCUUCUCCUCCCUUUUCAUCUUCUUCCUUCACUUCGCGUUUCCUCUUCUCUAUGGUCCCAUUUCUUCUUCCUGCUCCUUUCACCUUCAUUCCUUCAUCCCCAUCAACCUUCCUAAUGUUCUUACUUGGGGGUUUUCUUCUCUGAGAAAUGUGGGAUUCUCUGAGGAUUCAUGAAUCUACUCUUUUUUUUACUGGUAGCCUUUUGGGGGCAUCCUCCUGAUAAUUGGUAUUGUUUGAAUCAAUUGUAUUAAGAUGUAUUUUAUGUUAUAUUUUGUUAAAUAGUUUGUUGUAAAGUAGUUUAAGUCCACGUGUGCUUUCAGUGUUGGCUAUUUAUUUGCCCAACUUGAACAAUAAGAUUUCUCCAUGUUAUUUACCUUUGAGUUUCCUAAUAUGGUAUAAGAGAAUUUUUCCCCGAAAUAAACUUGAUGGUAUUCUUGACCUACUUCAAUGGCGAACCUAAUCCUCCAAAACUACCCAUUGAUUCUUCAUCGUCUUUCACAGCAAAUUCCAAUUAGUUGAUUUUUGAACAAUAUGCGAAUCCAUUCUUUCUUCACCAUUCGGACAACACAAGUAUUGUUCUGAUUUCAAAUCUUCUUACAAAAACAAAUUAGACCUCUUUGAGCCAAGCUAUGAAGAUUGGACUUACCAUGAAGAACAAACUUGGCUUCAUCGAUAGUUCUAUCGUCCAUCCCACCGGUGAAAUGCAUCAAUCUUGGAUCGUUUGUAACAGUGUAGUCACGACAUGGAUUUUGAAUUCCUUAUCCAAAGAAAUUUCUGCAAGCGUCUACUUCUCUGAUUUAGCGCAAGACAUUUGGGUAGAUCUACAAGAACAAUACCAAAGAAAGAAUUGUCUGCAUGCUUAUCAAAUUAGACGAGAAUUGUCCAAUUUAACACAAUCGCAGGACUCUGUUACUACAUAUUAUGCCAAAUGGAAGACCUUAUGGAAUGAGUUAGCCUCCUACAGACCUUCUUGCUCUUGUGGACGAUGCACAUGUGAUGGAGUGAAGGAUUUGAACACUUAUUUACAAACUGAACAUGUAAUGACCUUUCUUAUGGGACUCAACGAAUCUUUCAGUCAAAUUCAUACACAGUUACUUCUCAUGGAGUUGGAACCUUCGAUCAAUAAGGCCUUUUCUUCCGUCAUUCAAGAAGUUGAACAACGAACCAUCCCUUCUUAUCAGACUAUUGUCUCUAACCAAUCGACACAAAAUGCUGCUCUUCUAGUAAAAAAUACUUCUUCGAAUGCCAAUUCCAAUCAGUCAUCUUUGUCAAAUAAUAACAAGAAGAAAGAUCGACUGAGCUACACUCAUUGCAAUAUUCCUGGCCACACGGUUGAUCAAUGCUAUAAGGUUCAUAGAUAUCCCCCCAGUUAUCGAUCUAAUCAGAAAAGUUCGUCCUCCAAGUCUGAAUCCUUUUCUUCCACUUCUACUUCUGGUUCUUCUGAUAGCAGCUCAUUUGAAAAUUCAUCAGCACAACAACGUCAAGGACUUCUCUUUAUGCCUCAAUCACAUCUUGCAAAGGCCAAACUGGAAGCUGAGAUUUCUUCUCAGAAUCACAUAGCAGGUAGCGAAAGGUGAGGAGUUCCAGGAUGCUGCUAAGGUGAAGGUCUGCCACACCAUAGCCACACUUUCGGUUUUAUUGUUGUUAUUGUAAACUUUGUAGUUAAGCUUGAAAGUUGCAUAUGUUGGGUUUAAU